Messenger RNA from Pyrus x bretschneideri (Chinese white pear), 1393 nucleotides. Its product is annotated as phenylacetaldehyde reductase. Bases 254 to 1255 code for a protein of 333 amino acids. The transcript is spliced from 3 exons. The record is from RefSeq and is a predicted model, not a curated record. Gene Ontology annotation, molecular function: oxidoreductase activity, acting on the CH-OH group of donors, NAD or NADP as acceptor. NCBI's taxonomy places the organism in Eukaryota, Viridiplantae, Streptophyta, Magnoliopsida, Rosales, Rosaceae.
UCGAUACGAGGGAACUGAAACUCAUACAAGGACAAAUGAUCCAAACAAUUUUAAUUGUUCAGUUUCAGAAGAGUAUUUAAUAUUUAUACUCUGUAGAUUACGUAGAGAGGUUAUUGCUGUUGUGGAUAAUCCGAACCCUUGAAUUGAAUGAAUCGAAGAAUGGGUUCCAGUUCAUCCAUUAAUAAUAAAUCGGAGUGAGCGUUCUGAGUUGCCGGUGGAAGGAAGCUUCAAAGUCUCGUACAAGAAACAAUUAAUGGAUGAAAAGAAAAAGGAGGAGGCGGUGUGCGUGACUGGAGCCAAUGGCUUCAUAGGGUCGUGGUUGGUCAAGACAUUACUGGAAGAGGGCUACACCCGCAUCCACGCCUCCAUCUACCCUGCCUCCGAUCCCUCCCACCUCUUCUCCCUCCCCGGCGCCGACUGCCACACUAUCACGGUCUUUGAGGCCGACCUCCUAGACGCCGACGCCGUCGCCAGGGCCGUCCAGCACUGCCAGGGUGUCUUCCACGUGGCUUCCCCCUGCACCCUCGACGACCCCACCGACCCCCAGGCUGAGCUGGUGCUGCCCGCCGUGCAGGGCACCCUCAAUGUGCUCCAAGCCGCCUCGAAGUUCGGAGUGAGCCGCGUCGUCCUCACCUCCUCAAUCUCUGCCAUGGUCCCCAACCCCUCUUGGCCUCCUCACAAGCCCUUCGACGAGUCCUCUUGGACCAACCUCGACUACUGCAAAGCCCGCCAGAAAUGGUAUCCGGUGUCGAAGACAGAGGCAGAGAAAGCAGCUUGGGAGUUUGCAGAGAAGCAUGGACUGGAUGUGGUAGCCAUCCAUCCGGCCACAUGUCUUGGGCCUCUCCUGCAGCCUAGCCUCAAUGCAAGCUCUGCUGUUUUGCUCAACUUGCUCCACGGAUCCAACGACACCCAAGAGCAUCACUGGUUGGGGGCUGUCCAUGUCCAAGAUGUCGCCAAGGCACAAGUUUUGCUCUUUGAGUCUCGUGCUGCUUCUGGCAGGUACCUCUGCACCAAUGGCAUCUUCCAAUUCGCUAACUUUGCCCUCACUGUCUCCAAACUCUUCCCUCAGUUUCCCAUUCACAGGUUUAGCGGGGAAACCCAGCCAGGGCUAAAGGAAUGCAAGGAUGCCGCAAAGCGAUUAAUUGAGCUGGGGUUGGUGUUCAAACCAGUUGAAGAUGCUGUGCAGGACACAGUGGAGAGCCUCAAAGCGAAAGGCUUUUUGAAGCCGGAAAUAUCACCAUCAAACUCAAAAUAGAGAUGGCAGCGAACAUAAUAAUAAUAAUAAUAAUAACAACUUAGUACUAUUUCUCUCUAGUUAUGACUUUUAUGAUUGGUUUAUGUUUUGUUUGAUAAUUGUGAUUUAUAAUAUAUUUAAAAGUAUUGAUGAGGGUCA